Molecule: messenger RNA, 526 nt
Organism: Armigeres subalbatus
Lineage: Eukaryota; Metazoa; Arthropoda; Insecta; Diptera; Culicidae
Product: translation machinery-associated protein 7 homolog
Exons: 2
Coding region: 166-360 (64 amino acids)
Source: RefSeq, a predicted model, not a curated record
GGGAGAUUUUGGCUGUCCGACCCUGCUCUGCAGCUGUCAAAAAUCAGAUGGGCGGUAGGCGCUGUCACGGCGGUCACACUUUGAAUCAGGCUUUAGAACAGCAUCGCAUUUAUUUCUUUCAUUUUCCAUUAAUAAUAUUCUAACUCGCUAAUUUCAAGCUUCAGAAUGACCGGUCGCGAAGGAGGCAAAAAGAAGCCAUUGAAGCAGCCGAAGAAGGACGGCAAGGAGAUGGACGACGAAGACAUGGCCUUCAAGCAGAAACAGAAGGAACAGCAAAAGGCAAUGGAGGCUGCGAAACAAAAAGCGGCGAAGGGCGGCCCACUGGUUACCGGAGGAAUCAAAAAGUCCGGAAAGAAAUAACUUUUGUCUAAUUUAUUUUAAAGUCUAUUAUGCCUAAGAUUCACUAUUCCACUCGACGCAGUUCGCCAUUCGCGAUUGAUUUCUUGAUCAUUUUUGUAUGUAUGUACUCAAUGUAAAACAGCCCACGACAAAAAUUCAGUAAAAGUGAUUAAUCAAUUUAAAAGAA